Molecule: messenger RNA, 1949 nt
Organism: Mobula hypostoma (lesser devil ray)
Lineage: Eukaryota; Metazoa; Chordata; Chondrichthyes; Myliobatiformes; Myliobatidae
Product: interferon-induced protein with tetratricopeptide repeats 5-like
Exons: 2
Coding region: 107-1564 (485 amino acids)
Biological process (GO): defense response to virus
Cellular component (GO): cytosol
Molecular function (GO): protein binding
Source: RefSeq, a predicted model, not a curated record
UAUAAAGGGUUGUCAGGUCGAACAUCAGAGGCAACAACGUAGACGCAGCAGAAGAACCACCGGACAAACUGAGAAAGACACAAAUUGCUUUCUGUCCAAUAACAUCAUGAGCAACACACCGGGAGAUUUAUUGAAAGAGAAGCUCGAUCAGCUGCAGUGUCACUUCACAUGGAGACCACAGAAGGAAACAACUGACUUGGACGAAAUGAGGUUCAGAUUGCAAUAUUCUCUGAAAUUGGGUGGACAAUGUCAAGCUGCAUCGUACAACCAUCUUGCUUUUGUAAACUGUCUGCAGGGUUAUUUUGAAGAAGCCAUUGAAAACUUAAAGGAAGCUGAAAAGUUUCUGAGAGAGAACCAAACAGAUGAAUUUGAUAGAAGAAGCAUCAUCACCUAUGGAAACUUUGCCUGGGUACAUUACCACAUGGGACAACUGACCCAGGCCCAGUCCUACCUCAACAAGCUGGAGAUGAUCUGUAAACCGCUCAGUGAUGGCCCUCGCUAUACAGCAAUGACCCCUGAGGUGUACGGGGAGAAGGGAUGGUCAUUGCUGGGUUCUGCUGCUGAGUUCUAUGAGGAGGCAAAGGAAUGCUUUGCAAAGGCUCUGGAGCAAGAUCCUAUCAACAUCGAGUGGAUAAUGGGAUAUGCGACUGUAGUGUCUCAACUGGAAUCAAUGUCUGGAACCUCAGAGAGCUGUGAUCAGAGUCAGUCAGUGAAGUAUUUCCGACGAGUACUGGUGCUUGAUCCAGAUAAUGCUGUGGCCAUGGUGCUGUUGGCUCUAAAACUGCAGAGGUUAAGGCAAAAUGAGGAAGCGAACAAAUUGGUUGAAAAAGCAUUGCAGAAGACCUCUGAUCUUCCAUUUGUGGUUUGCUAUGCUGCAAAAUAUUAUAGAGAAAGUGGAUCUGUGGAGAAAGCAAUCGAGCUCUUGAAACAAGCAUUGGAAUUAAUUCCACACUCUUGUUUCUUACACUACCAACUUGGAUUCUGCUACAGAAUUAAGCUGAAAUACAUUCAUUCCAGAUAUCUUCGCAAUCCUGAAUUUCAGCAGAAAGCUGAGUUGAUCAGUCUAUGCAAGUAUCACUUUGAAAAGUCUUUUGAGCACAGUCGAAGGUCAGCUAUUCAACCACAACUGGACUUUGCAAACAUCUGCAUAACAAGUGGGGAGUAUUCCAGAGCAGAGGAGAUUUACCGUAGAUUGGUGGAGUUAUUGGACAUUCAUCCAGAGAAUAUACAAAGCAUAUGUCUGGAAGCUGGGUUAUUUGAACUGCACCAGAAAAAGUCUGAAACAAAUGCCGUUCGCCUCUUCCUGAAAGCAGCGAAAAUUGAAUAUAACUCAAGAGAACGGGAAAAAUGUUGCAUGAAAUUGGAGGAGUGGGCAGAUAGGAAACUUAGUAUAAAUGCACAGGACAGCGAGGCUCUUGGUAUUAAAGCAUUUCUGUAUCAGCUAAAUGGGUUCAAUUAUAAAGCCACUGAAUACUUUGAGAAGGCCUUGAACUUUGAUCCUGGCAAUGAGGAAUAUGUGCGUGCUCUUUCUCAAUUACCGUCUGAGUACCACUGGUAUUUUUAAAAGAUGCAUUUCCAUCUGUUCUGAAGAUAGGUUUGGUGGGGUUUUGCUUUACUAGUUAUAUCCUCUUAGCACUUAUUAGUAUUCGAUUUGCCAAAUUGGUCCCUUUGUAACUAGACCCAAUUAUUGUGUUUAUUUUAAAAAUAUUGAUUCCUCAAGUACCCUGAGCAAACUGAAUUUAAUUGUGCUUCUCUGGUCUCUGGAAAGAUUGGAUUGGGAUACUGCAGCAAGUAGAGCUAAAUGAAAAAUCAAAAGUUUUUCCACAUUUGUUUGUAUGACUUAUUAACCAUUGAAUGUAUUUUACUUCUCAAAUAUAUUGAGUUUGAUUUUAUCUUAAGGAUCUUUGUAAAAUGUCCUCCAAGGAUAUGUUUGGUAAUUAAAGCUUCAA